Vespa velutina is the source of this 1461-nucleotide messenger RNA. RefSeq lists its product as uncharacterized. The coding region runs from base 46 to 1158 and encodes 370 amino acids. The transcript has 2 exons. Lineage: Eukaryota; Metazoa; Arthropoda; Insecta; Hymenoptera; Vespidae. The record is from RefSeq and is a predicted model, not a curated record.
AAAAUAAUAUUUGCUGUAUCAAAAAGAAGAACUGAGGUAACGGAUAUGGAUACAGGAGAAUCUGCUUUGACGUACCAAAGUCAGGUAGUGAAGUGUGUAAACAGUGAUAAACAUGUAAAGGAAGUUGAAGCAAAGAAUAAGGUAAAGCAAAUAGGACUUUCAAGUACUUCCAAGUCAAAGAAACAUAUGACAAAAAUGAAAACAAAGGCAGACUCAAAUUAUGAUCCCACGAAAUUGGAGGACAGUCCUACCCAAGUUUUGGAACGUUUUAAGCGUGGUUGUGAAUGUCAAGACGAUCAAUGUUUUAAGGGACUAAAUCCUGAAACAGUGUAUAGACAUAGAUUAAACAUUGCAGAAUUAACGAAAGCUGAACAUGAUAUGUACUUGAUGGGUGUAACAAUGGCAUGUUUAACAAAUCCUUAUGAAACUGCAAGGCAUACGGAAAGACGUAGAUUAAGAGCUCAUUAUGUAUAUCAAGGAAGAAGAGUGUGCUUAGAUGCUUUUUUAUAUUUAGAAAAUUGUACACAUUAUCAAAUAAAAAGAAUUAGAAAGCACUUAAUAACUCAUGGUGUUACUCCAAGAGUUCAUGGCAAUCAUGGAAAAGUUCCACACAAUACAUUUUCUCUGGAUAUUUAUAAGAUAGCUACAGAGUUCUUAAAAAAUUUUAUAGAAUGUCAGGAAGCAAAGCAAAAGACUAAACUUGUUAAGAAUGCUCCGUUACAUCUUCCGCCAGAUAUUACUCGUAAAACUGUUCACGAUUUAUAUACACAGUAUUGUACACAAGUUUCACCUGAUAUUAAAAUCAUGGGAUAUUCUACAUUUAGAAGAUUCAUGAAAGUUCAAUUUCCACAAGUUAAAUUUGCAAAAUUAGAAUUUUUAGUUAGAUCACAACCUACGCAGACUCACAGUAGUAUUAAAGUUGAAACUGAGAAAAAAGAUGUACCUGAGAAACAUUCUGAGUCAGCAGAAAUAUUGACGGAGGAUGGUACAAUAUUACCUGUAGUAAUUGCAAGUGAAGCAGUAGGACAAAAUGGCACUUAUUUUUUAACAUCUGUUAAUAAAACACAGGAUGAUAUUAGUUAUCAAAUAACUACUGACGGUUUAUUAGUAGACAGGACAACAUUACCUAUAGCGGUAACUAAAGUAAAUGCUGUUUAAAAGUAUUGAAAUUAUUGCAAAUUUAAUUCUUUUUGUUUGAAAGAUACAUAUAAGAAAAAUAUACCUGUACAAAAAAUAAUUUUAUCCUUACACAUUAGAAUAUGUAAAUACCAUGAUAAAUUUAUUGCAUGUAAAAUAUUUUUAAUUUGUAAAAAAGAAAUGUGCAUGAUAGUAAUGGAAAUCAUUGAAUAACAAUUAUGUAAAAUGGUGAGUUUUCAUUGACUAGGCUAUUUUGUUUUUGAUUAUUAAUAAUUAGGAAUGAUUUUUUGUGGAAAAUGCAAAGUUUUGUAUAAUUACUAUAUA